AUGGCUACCGGAGCCGCCGCAGUCCCCAGUGGCAUUGUGCCCACAGUUUCCACCAUCGCGAAGAAUCAUGACUUGGUUCUUCGUAUCACUUGGUACACAAGACCUUUGAGAGCUGGUGACGAUGGCCAUGACGGGAUCAGGGAUAUGUUCGACUUCCAGGUCACCCGACAACUCCUGAUCGACAAAUGCGAGUCUGCGUUCAUCAAGAAACUUUUGACGACCCGCCAGUUCGCCGAGGCUGGUAGACGUACCAUCAACAUCGUCGAACACAGUCCUCUUGCACUCGAGAUCGUCCUCUGCGUCAUCUAUCGCAAAGACGAAGCUUGGAGAACUUCUGCGCUGGGCCAAGAAGUGACUGCACGCACUCUAAGACGCGAUUUGCAGUCUUUGUGGGAUGUUGUGGCCUCCAAUCAAUUCUUCAUGAUCGACUUCUGGCACUUCGACAAUUGGUUUAACCUCUGGUAUGAGAGAAAUGGCAAUGAGCGUAACGAGAAGCUAUUGUAUCCCUGUCUCCAAUUCAAUCACGCCAAGGCCUUUCUCUCGGUUACCAAGCACCUAGUCUACAACCACGCUCACAUCGAAGAGUACAAGAACGAGAAACAUCCCGACUUGCAUGUUCCACCUCGCGUGAUCCGUGNNAGUCUCAUACUGUUUGGAUCAUGCUCUUCAACUGACAUGUAUGAAGAUCAGCUCAACUCGGCUCGUGGCCAUCUCAGAGUCCUUCUUACUAGAUGGCUCUGGGAACCCGCGAUGAAGUUGAUGACGGCCAGUUGCGAUUGCAAAGAGAAGACUUUCUACCAGUACUUCCAGGCACUUGUAAACACUGGAGGAUACCCCGUCGACCAGCAGAGUCGCAAGUCAGUCAAUAAAGUCUGUCAGCAACUUGGUGCAUUCCCACAACGCUUCAACCUGCCUGAAUCUAGCGAGAAUUGCAGAACUUGCAAUGACGACUGGGUCGGUAUCGUGGCGAGUGCGGUUCGUGAGGUUCAGAGACACUUUGAUGGCUUGUGCAUCGAUUGCAUGGACCACACUCAGCCCAAAUUCCUCGACGAGCACGCUGAUUACUGGAACCAUCUGGCAAACAAGAAGUGGGACAUGAAAUGCCGCGUCUCGCAUGGUCAAGCCUCCUGGUACUCUUCCUUCAGUAAGUCACUCUUGCGCCUGCGUUCAUUCAAAAAAUUACUAACAAGACACANNGUGGGGCGUGCCGACACCAGAAACUGGUUACUCAAGCGUGCGAAAUCUGGCAAGCACGCUAACGACUUCUGA
Messenger RNA from Aureobasidium uvarum, 1269 nucleotides. The record is from the annotation of a GenBank genome assembly. NCBI's taxonomy places the organism in Eukaryota, Fungi, Ascomycota, Dothideomycetes, Dothideales, Saccotheciaceae.